AUGCCCUCUACCUCUACUCUCUUGCACUGGGAGGCCCGCCUCGCGGCUGCCCAGCCCACCGACAAGUCCAAGCCGAGCAUGCCGAGCUCGAUCUCGCGCCAGAACCGCACACCCAAGUCCGAGCCCAAGCCCAAGUCCGAACCCAAGCCCAAGCCCAAGCCCCAGCCCACCGGCACUGCGACCUCGCGCCUGUCGCCGUCGCCGCUCAACUGGCCCUCGCCCUCGCCAUCCUUACCCUCCCCCAGUCUCGUACCUCGCUCCCUGUCCUUGACGCGUCGCGCAAUUCCUUCUCCCCACGCAACGCUCCCCACCACAAAGAGGGCCGCAACGCUUCCCACAAAGACAAACAACGCCACAACGCUCCCCACAGAGACAAAGAACGCCACAACGCUCCCGAUACAGUCCGCAUGCACCCCUCCAACCACUCGCACACGCACCACACUGCACUCACCCAAGUCCCGCGCCUCGACACUACAUCUCCCGACCAAGUCAUCAUCGCUUCGCGCCACACUCACCAGCCCCUCUCCCACCUUUCGCAAAACAGCCAAUUUGGGCGAGCGCGAUAACACCAUGUUUCCCAGUAAAGUUCACUGGAAGUGCGUCUCGCUGUCAACGCAAACAUUCACGCCUCCCACCACACCAGUUCUGUCCAAGCGGAUGCCCUCAGCCUCCAAGCCGAUGCCCUCAGCCUCCAAGCCCUCUAGUCCCCCAUCUCAGGGUAAGCCAUCUCCACCCACCCACUCUGGCCAGACCUAUGAGCUGGACGCGCAGGCGCGUAUCGCCGCUCUCGAGGCGGAAGUCGCGCGUCUGCGUGAGCAUUCUGCCCAUCUGGUCGACUGUAAGCAAGUCGAGGGCAAAGUGAACGAGGAUGAGGACGGCCAGAGACCUGGCGCUCGCGUGUUCGCUGCAAAGGCCGCGGGGUUACAGGCCGACAUUGAUGGGUGUUGGGACGUUCUUGCGACGCCGUCGUCUCAGCUUUCAGGUAUCACGGCCUCGUCGUCGUCGUCCAGCCUCUUGCCGUCUGCUUCUUCCUCGCGCUCCUCCUACCCCUUCUGUGCUUCUGCUUCGCCUUCGCCUUCCCCUUCGCUUUCGCCCCCGCCCUCUCCCAACCCCUCCCCUAUCAGCAACCCCGACCAGCUGCGCAUACGCACCCUCAACUCAGCCCUAGCCGACAGCCACUUCAAGAAUCGCGCCCUCGCCAUAUGUCUCGAGGACGCGGUGGAGCGUGCCGAGCGCGCUGAGCGCGCCGAGGCAAACGCGAAUAAACGGGUACACCAAGCCGACCGCCGCGUGCAAGACGCCAAGGCGCAGGCCGACCGCCGUGUGCGGGAGGUGGAAGAGCGCAUGCGCGGCGAACAUGAGGUGUUAGUCCGGAAUUGGGCUAGGAGUCUGCAGGUUGAGUAG
Molecule: messenger RNA, 1404 nt
Organism: Cutaneotrichosporon cavernicola
Lineage: Eukaryota; Fungi; Basidiomycota; Tremellomycetes; Trichosporonales; Trichosporonaceae
Exons: 1
Coding region: 1-1404 (467 amino acids)
Source: RefSeq, a predicted model, not a curated record